AUGUCAUCAGCAUCGUUACAUACUGAACAGCUUACUAGCACGCAACUUUACGAUCGUAUCAAUCAAAGAGCUCGUUUCAAACAGCGAUCGCAUGAUACACAUACUCAAACACAUCAACCACAAUUAGAGAGUCCUACGUUAACUACUUCUUCUGUAUUACUAUCAUCUCAAUAUCUACCACAGAUUGAUAUUGUUCUUCUUGGUAGUUCUAUGCUUGAACGCUUUAAAACUACAGGAAAAGACAGUCGAAUUGGUCAAAUGCAGUAUCCACAACUUUUUAAUGCAGGUGUAGGAGGAGACAAGAUUGAAAAUGUACUUUAUCGCAUCAAUUUGGGUUUACUUCGAUUGUUAAAACCUAGAAAUCCGACAGUCUUCGUAUUGUACUUAGGUGGUAACGAUAUUCAACCGAAACAAGCAUUGACACAUCAAAAUCUCGAUGAUUACUGUCUUCUAUUACAAGCUCUACUUAUGACAUGGUCUACUCCACCUCAAAUACUUGUUACAGGCUUAUUUAAACAAAAAAAAGUAGACGAACAAUAUAUUACACAAUCGAAUACAGCUCUAGAAGAACUUGUCGUAAAGACUAAUAUAGCAGAAAUGCAAAAGCAUGCACAACAAGAUCAUUGGGUUCAUUGGAUGGAGCCGCCUAAACAGAUUGGACUUAAGUAUCUACAGGACGAUGUGCACUUAAAUACUGAUGGAUAUCAAAUAUGGGAUGACGCCUUGUACCCAAAAAUUCAAGAACUACUACAUUUACAUAACUCUAAAUAG
Messenger RNA from Adineta steineri, 771 nucleotides. NCBI's taxonomy places the organism in Eukaryota, Metazoa, Rotifera, Eurotatoria, Adinetida, Adinetidae. The record is from the annotation of a GenBank genome assembly.